AUGCCUAUCCUCAAGCCCACCGCUGUUUCUUCCAAGAACAUUCGCAUCGAGAUUGUUCCCAAGAAGACCAGCCCUGCUAUCAACCAGAAGCAGACCACCACCACCACACCCAAGCCCAUUGCCGCCGGGGUCAAGAAACUCACCACCAAAAAAACCUCUCCGCUUUCUCCUCAGACUGCGAAGAUUUCCAAGCAAAAGAAGAGCAAGCUGACCAUGACGGCUAAACUCAUGCGCGGAACAACCACGACCAAGAACAACUUGGUCAGCUGCGGCUUCAUGCCCCUUGGCGUGAUGGCAGCACCCACUCCACAGGCCCCCUAUCGUCUCCUCACGCCACCCCUUGUACCCUCCAUAGAGUCCAAGGUCGAGAUUGAGACGAAGGCUGAGCCGACCAACCAGAAAAAACAAAAAAAACCGAGACUCCAAGCUGGAAAAGCUAGGACUCUCGCGAGUUUCACCCCAAGCCCAACUCUAACAGAAACCCGGGAACACAACCACUACCACAACAACAACCAAACAACGACGGAAGAGCUCUUCGAGUCUUCCCUCCGUUCCCUGCCCGGUUUCGCCUUUGGGCUCCCAAUCCACCUCGCAGACGCCCGUAAGACGGCUCUCGCAAAGGCAUUCGGCUUCGGCAAGAAAAACGGCAACCCCAGAGCAGACGAACAACUCCAGCGCUUCGCCACAGAAGUCCUGGCCCUCUGCGUGGCACGCGGCACCAACUACAACUACAACAACAAAGCCCGCGCUCUCGCCAUGGGGAUUGCAGAAGAGGACCGCGAAGGUUACUUCUUCUCUGAAAUCUGCGUCGCCCUCGACUCUCUACACAAGGACGACAAGAUGUGGGUCGCGGGCUAUGGCAUCGCCGCCUUGGGAUUCACGGAUCUCAAGGUCUUUGCCGAGCUCCUCCUGGACGGCAGACUGAACUACCAAAUCGAGAACAUUUACAACGACGACAUCGACUUGAAGACUGAGCUGACGGAAGUAACGGAUCGCUGGGUGGAGAUCAUUUCGCAGUAA
Molecule: messenger RNA, 1020 nt
Organism: Colletotrichum truncatum
Lineage: Eukaryota; Fungi; Ascomycota; Sordariomycetes; Glomerellales; Glomerellaceae
Source: RefSeq, a predicted model, not a curated record